AUGUUUUGUAAUAUUUCUAGAGCUCCUGGUAAAGCGGGCUCGCGUUUAUUUACGCUUCCUGCUGCCAGAAGUUUUUCUUCUGCCCCCAUGCGUUGCUCGAUUGGCUCUCGAAAAGUUUCCAUGAGUAACUUUGAAAAGGUAAGUCUUUCUUUGAUAUCUAAGGCAUCCUCUCUGUUUUUGACUUUAUGCCAAAAAUGCUAA
Schizosaccharomyces cryophilus OY26 is the source of this 201-nucleotide messenger RNA. RefSeq names its product aconitate hydratase. NCBI's taxonomy places the organism in Eukaryota, Fungi, Ascomycota, Schizosaccharomycetes, Schizosaccharomycetales, Schizosaccharomycetaceae. The record is from RefSeq and is a predicted model, not a curated record. The coding region runs from base 1 to 201 and encodes 66 amino acids. The transcript is spliced from 3 exons.